Molecule: messenger RNA, 1005 nt
Organism: Puntigrus tetrazona (Sumatra barb)
Lineage: Eukaryota; Metazoa; Chordata; Actinopteri; Cypriniformes; Cyprinidae
Exons: 4
Coding region: 105-707 (200 amino acids)
Source: RefSeq, a predicted model, not a curated record
UUACAGUUCGUUGUUAGGAUUUUUAGCAUUUUAAUCAGAGGGGACAGAAAGUCGCUGAUGUUUUGGCAUUGCAAAUUGAACCGUGACCUGUAAAGUUAGGCGGAAUGAGAGCGGGUUUGCAUACGAGCGCCGCUCGUACACACUCAGAUACACCCGAAGCGUUCCCUGAGCGGGGGACGAGCGCCGCGUGCGUCGACUGCGCGUCAACUGAACGCGUUCCUCCUGCGCUGCGAGCCGAUGCGCGCCGCUGGCCACGACAACACUCACUAAAGCGCUCGACUUCAGCCCUGCCAGAGGAAGACACGAUGGGAUGCACUUCCAGCACCCAGACCACAGCUCAAGACACAACGCGACCCAACGCCAAACAAGAUGGAAGCGCAUCGGGGACAAGUAAUGAAAACGGUGGCCCCGCAGCAGACAGCGAGACGCUUCCAGACCAAACCCAGGCCGAGGAAUCUCCACAGACGUCCAGUGCGGCUCCUGAAGCCUCAGAGGAAGUACGGAGCUCGGAGGCCGCUGUAGAGCGCAGCGAACCCGAAGCAGCUGCCGCCGAGGCCGCUGCACCCGACCGGCCCGACGAACCCCAGUCCAGUCCUUCAACAACGGCUCAGAAUACCGAAGAACCAGCACCGAGUGAAAACCCGACUGAGGCCCAGGCUGAAUCUUCCCCACCAGAGGAAGCACCUGCCUCUGGUGAAGAUAGUUAAGUGUGCAUCAGUUGGCACAGUUACUACAGAAUCCAGACUCAAGCACCUAUUUUCAAUCAAAUCGAUAUUUCGUACACGUAGUUUAAAAAUACAGUGGAGCAUUAGCUUAUUUAUUAUAUAGAUAUUGCUUGUUCGUUGCCAAGGUAUAGACCAACUGGUCUUCAGAGACUCCGUGCCUGUCUUUAUAUACAACAAUUAUAAACAUCCCACUUAAUGAAUUAUAAGUGCUGGCUUUAGCUAGACAUUUCCUUCAAUAUUUAAUAUCGGUGCCUAUCUCAGUGGCUUAACCCCUCUAUAA